Messenger RNA from Vespula pensylvanica (western yellowjacket), 1471 nucleotides. It is a transcript of the gene Aptx, whose product is annotated as aprataxin. The record is from RefSeq and is a predicted model, not a curated record. The coding region runs from base 170 to 829 and encodes 219 amino acids. NCBI's taxonomy places the organism in Eukaryota, Metazoa, Arthropoda, Insecta, Hymenoptera, Vespidae. Gene Ontology annotation, cellular component: nucleus. Gene Ontology annotation, biological process: double-strand break repair; single strand break repair. The transcript has 4 exons. Gene Ontology annotation, molecular function: DNA 5'-adenosine monophosphate hydrolase activity; mismatched DNA binding; double-stranded RNA binding.
CUCGCGUGUUUCCGUUUGAACGUGAAACGUUAAAAAUCAUUGUUAAAUCGCUCGACCGGGUGGUUUCUCAAAUAGAUGGAUUGUCUUACGUCGUUCUGGGAUAUUCGUACGUAGACCGAUCCUGGUUCGAUUCGCCAUACAAUGCUCCUUUAAAUCAAGAAAUAAACAUAUGAACGUACAUAGGAUAGUAAACCGAUUUCUAUUGAUCGCUUUGGAAAGAAUAAUGAAACGUAAUGGAAAAAAGAAUUUAACCAAAGCCGUAACAGCUACUUUACCAAAAAAGAAUCAUUGGUCGUUAGGCUUACUCGAUUCUAUGAAAGAUCCAACUCUUAAAGUCGACGAGGACGAUAGCGUAGUCGUUAUCAAAGAUAAAUAUCCAAAAGCAAGAUUUCAUUAUCUGAUUUUGCCGAAAGAAAAUAUUUCUACAGUUUGGAAGAUUCAAAAGAAUCAUGAGAAUCUUCUAUGGCAUAUGGACGAUGUCGCGGAAGAACUAAUUAAAAAACAUUCGGGGCACAAGUUCCUUAUCGGGUAUCAUGCUGUGCCGAGUAUGCAAAGAAUGCAUUUACAUGUGAUUAGUACAGAUUUUAACAGUCCGUGUUUAAAAACGAAAUAUCACUGGAACAGUUUCACAACGCCAUUCUUUAUCUCUUCCAAAGAAUUAUGUAAACAACUCAAAGAAAACGGAGAACUCAAAAAGAUAAGUUCUACGACGGCACAAAAGUAUUUAAAUAGUGAAUUAAAAUGCCACGAGUGUUCGGUAAAGCCAAAAAAUAUGGGCGACUUGAAAAGACAUCUACUCUCGUCGCAUUUGUCAGAAAAGCAGGAAUGAACGUUCUUUUUAUCUGACACUGUAGACCAUUAUCUUCUCGACCAAAAAUUUGAAGUCGAUGGCAUUUCCUGUAUCAUCCAGCCAUGAUUUUCAAUUGAUGUCGACUGUAUUUGGUGCGAUCCAGUAGCAGCUAGUGUUUCAAGGAAUCGUUUAAAACAUGACGUGUAAUAAUUAUCGAUUACCAGCUUUGAACGUAAGAAUAAAGCGUAAGGAAUAAAAUUAUAUCGCCCGCGAGCGACACAUCGUAUUCGUAUAAUAUUCGUUAUAGAUCAUUAUGAAACAAUUUUGGAUCGAGGUAAAGAAAACUUUUGAAAAUAUGUUUCAACAAUUCUCCGCUCCUUAUAUAUCACUUUUUUCCAGUUUAAUUCACUCUACGGAUAUCUUUGGAAAGUUAUUUAAUACGAAACACAACAUUUCCGCAGGAAUAAAACGAAACAAACAUCAGUGUAUCAAUUGCCGUCAAGUUCGUUCGUAAUAAAAUGAAUAAAUAUAGUUGCCAUAUGUGUAUCAGGAUUAGGAUCGACAUUUUUUGAUGGUUUUUCGUAAAGAAAGCAGUCAGGUUAUAUGUUUCGGAAAAUUUACUAUAAAUAAAUUUGAUGUUAAUAGGUUUCGUCGCCUAUAAUAUCAAUUACGUGCUAACUA